Carassius carassius (crucian carp) is the source of this 892-nucleotide messenger RNA. Its product is annotated as small integral membrane protein 30-like. NCBI's taxonomy places the organism in Eukaryota, Metazoa, Chordata, Actinopteri, Cypriniformes, Cyprinidae. The record is from RefSeq and is a predicted model, not a curated record. The transcript has a single exon. Bases 95 to 277 code for a protein of 60 amino acids.
CCAUAGUAGGUUUUAGAAAAUCAGGAAAAUCCGCGAGAUCACCUGACGCGUCGUCAUUGCUCUUGCGCUUCCCACCUCACAGGCGACCAACAACAUGGCUCCCAAAGACCAAAACUCACUCGUGAUGCUCUGCCUUUUGCUUCUGACGCUCGUCCAGACCGCCGAGGCGUUUGAUGGAGGAGACGCGGCGGCUUUGCUGCUGGGCGCGACAGUGACGCUCGUGGGGGUCUGCGCGUGUCUGGGCUGGUAUGCGCGCAGGCGAAACGGACAGUUUUAAUGACAGCCUGCUGACCAAGGCCUCAUCCGGAAAUGUGACUCAGUGCGUAAAGACUGCCAUUCCUUUAUACUGAAAAUAAUUGGAAAUGCGCGCAAAGGAAGGGCCAAUAUGGAUAAUAUGAGCUAUUGUUUGUAGUCUUUGACGCAUUAUCCUUAUUAUGUGGGACACUGAACACUUCCUGUCUCUGUGCACCAUGUGGGAGCUUCUACAACAGUAUUAGCAUUAAAAGCCCAUUAGGUUAUUACUGCAUGACAAAAAGACCACAAGAUCACAUGCAGACGUUAUCUGACACAUUUCUAUGGACUUGGACAUAUGGUGGACUUGAUGUUGGUCUCCUGCCAUGCUACAAUCACUGCAAGACAAUCCUCUUCCAGUUUCAACACUGUGAUAAAAGCACUAAAUUGUUAAAUGGCUACUGCUUUUUCUGUCUAUAUAAAGCAUUGUUACUGACAGUGUGCUUUACAAAAUGAGCGCAAUGCUUGCUAUGCGUGCUUAUGUUAAUAUAUUUUGUGAACUUUAUGUGCCAGGUGUUUUCAGGUAUGAGACUAUAUCUGUUUCAAACUGAUGGGCCAUGUUUGAAGUCAUAUGCAUUAAAAUUCUUUUCACUUGAACAAA